Molecule: messenger RNA, 915 nt
Organism: Australozyma saopauloensis
Lineage: Eukaryota; Fungi; Ascomycota; Pichiomycetes; Serinales; Metschnikowiaceae
Gene: SER2
Product: phosphoserine phosphatase
Exons: 1
Coding region: 1-915 (304 amino acids)
Biological process (GO): dephosphorylation; L-serine biosynthetic process
Cellular component (GO): cytoplasm
Molecular function (GO): magnesium ion binding; L-phosphoserine phosphatase activity
Source: RefSeq, a predicted model, not a curated record
AUGUACUCUCUCACCUUCAUCUCCCACGUGGACAGUCUUUCGUCGCAAGACCACGCAGAUAUUGAAAGCUUCGUCACAUCGAAACUCAAUGUGACGGUGGUGUCCAAAAAACAGCUUUCUCCGGAGAGAGUGGUGGAUUACUUGGUUCAAACUAACGUUCCAGAUAUGAUCGUUUCUAUGAUCAAAAGAGAACGCGAGGAGAACAAGCCGGCCUACGAUAUCAUUUUCCAAGUUGCAGAAGAAAGAAAAAACAAGAAGUUGUUCAUUUUCGACAUGGACUCGACGCUUAUCUACCAAGAGGUGAUCGAGCUCAUUGCAGCCUACGCCGAUAUCGAAGAUAAGGUUGCUGAGAUCACGGAGAGAGCCAUGAAUGGUGAGUUGGACUUCAACGAGUCUUUGAGCGCCAGGGUGAUGCUCUUAAAGGGUAUCGAUGCCACCACGCUUUGGGAUGAGUUGAAGGAGAAGCUUCAGGUGACCAACGGUGCACCACAGCUCUGUAAGGCUUUGAAGAAGUUGGGAGUAGUGAUGGGAGUCUGUUCUGGAGGUUUCAUUCCAUUGGCUAGCCACAUCAAAGAACAGUUGGGCUUGGACUAUGCAUAUGCCAAUACCUUAGGUGUAGAUGACGAGUGCCGUUUGGACGGUACGACCAUUGGGUACGUUGUUAAUGGCGAUAAGAAGGCAGAGCUCCUUCUCGAAAUUGCAGCCAAGCAUGGUAUCGAUCCUAAGACUGCCGUCGCUGUUGGUGACGGUGCUAACGAUUUGAAGAUGAUGAGCGUGGGUGGCUGGGGUGUGGCUUGGAAUGCUAAGCCAAAGGUCCAGAAUGAGGCUCCGUGCUGCUUGAAUUCCAAGUCUUUGGAGGAUAUCUUGUACAUUAUGGGAUACACCCAGAGUGAGAUUGCUUCAUUGACGAGCUGA